UUUGCAAGUAGAGUUGACAAUUUUUUGAUGUUACAGGCUGACAUUUGGUCACUGGGUAUCACAGCCAUAGAACUGGCCAAGGGAGAACCCCCCAACUCGGAGCUGCACCCCAUGAGGGUCUUGUUCCUCAUCCCCAAGAAUAAUCCCCCCCAGCUCACCGGCAACUACACCAAGCAGUUCAAGGAGUUUGUGGAGGCAUGUCUGAACAAGGACCCCGAGAAUAGGCCGACAGCUAAAGAAUUGCUCAAGUUCCCGUUCAUUAGGAAAGCGAAGAAGAACUCGUAUCUAAUCGACCUUAUAGACAGGUACAAGAAGUGGAAGUCCCAGCGGAGUGAGGAGAGUGAGACGGGAAUCCGAGAACUCUGACUCG
Molecule: messenger RNA, 370 nt
Organism: Homalodisca vitripennis (glassy-winged sharpshooter)
Lineage: Eukaryota; Metazoa; Arthropoda; Insecta; Hemiptera; Cicadellidae
Product: serine/threonine-protein kinase 24-like
Exons: 2
Coding region: 28-366 (112 amino acids)
Biological process (GO): protein phosphorylation
Molecular function (GO): protein kinase activity; ATP binding
Source: RefSeq, a predicted model, not a curated record